AUGGCAGCUUUGCAAGAAAAAAAGACCUGCAGUCAACGUAUGGAAGAAUUCCGCCACUACUGCUGGAAUCCAGACACGGGGCAGCUUUUGGGAAGGACCUUGUCUAAGUGGGUGUGGAUUAGUCUCUACUAUGUGGCUUUCUAUGUGGUGAUGAGUGGGUUGUUUGCCCUUGCCAUCUACACAUUAAUGUGCACAAUAGAUCCAUACACACCAGACUACCAAGAUCAAUUAAAAUCACCAGGGGUGACAUUAAGACCAGAUGUUUAUGGUGAAAGAGGUCUAGAAAUCUUCUACAAUGUUUCUGAUAAAACUUCUUGGAAAGACCUUACCCAGACCCUUCACACGUUUCUGUCAGGUUACACUCCAGCUGCACAAGAGGAAAAUAUAAACUGUUCAUUUGAACAGUACUUCAUUCAGAAAGAAUUUCGUGCUCCAAACCACACCAAGUUUUCCUGCAAGUUUACAGCAGAUAUGCUCCAAAACUGCUCAGGUCUAACAGAUCCUAAUUUUGGAUUUGAGGAAGGAAAACCAUGCUUUAUCAUCAAAAUGAAUAGGAUAGUCAAUUUUCUCCCUAGCAACAACAAUACAGCUCCUAGGGUGGACUGUACAUUUCUAGAAGAGAACCACAAAGACUUCACACCUCUAGAAGUGGACUACUACCCAUCCAAUGGUACUUUUAGUCUACACUACUUCCCUUAUUAUGGGAAGAAAGCGCAGCCCCACUAUAGCAACCCACUAGUAGCAGCCAAAUUCCUCAACAUUCCCAAGAAUAAAGAGGUUAUCAUAGUGUGUAAAAUCAUUGCAGAGAAUGUAAGUUUCGACAAUCCCCAUGACCCAUAUGAAGGAAAAGUGGAGUUCAAACUAAAAAUUCAGAAGUGAAACAAGCACUUUUUGUACUUCAGAUGAAGAUUUUCAAGAAGGCUGGUCGACAUUCAGAAAAUUGUGAACUGUUGAUGGUUUUGUACUGAUUUGCUUCCAACCCAAAUGAAAAUUGGCUAUAAUUUUUUUCUCUCUCAAUGUCAAUUUAUAAGAGGCACAUGG
Messenger RNA from Sarcophilus harrisii (Tasmanian devil), 1041 nucleotides. RefSeq names its product ATPase H+/K+ transporting subunit beta (gene ATP4B). The record is from RefSeq and is a predicted model, not a curated record. Gene Ontology annotation, biological process: sodium ion export across plasma membrane; intracellular sodium ion homeostasis; intracellular potassium ion homeostasis. NCBI's taxonomy places the organism in Eukaryota, Metazoa, Chordata, Mammalia, Dasyuromorphia, Dasyuridae. The transcript has 7 exons. Gene Ontology annotation, molecular function: ATPase activator activity. Gene Ontology annotation, cellular component: sodium:potassium-exchanging ATPase complex. Bases 1 to 879 code for a protein of 292 amino acids.